AUGACAGUCGAUACUACAGUAAGCAACAAGAUCAUUUGCGAUCUUGAGAAGAAUCGCGCGGAGGAGUUAGAGAAAAUAUUGAAACCCGCUCUGGAGCUAGUGAUCAACCAUGUUAAGGAUACUGAUGCCGGCAAGAAGAAUAUAGGUCCAAGAUUUGAAGAUCCCAAGGAACUAUGCGGCAUUUUAGAUUUGGAUCACCUGGAAAAUCUAUUUGACAGAUCGAUCAAGAAGGAUGCAAACGAUCCCGCGGGAGAGAUAGUCGCUGUAUUUGAGAAAGUGCUUAAUAAUUCAGUUAAUACCUGGCACACAGGCUUUAUGGAUAAACUCUAUGCCUCCACAAACCCCGUGGGUAUGCUUUCGGAUCUUCUUCUUUCUGUUUUAAAUACCAAUUCUCAUGUCUUCACCGUGUCACCUGCAAUUACUGUGAUCGAGCUCAAGGUUGCACAGAAAUAUGCUUCGUUAUUCGGAUUUACUGGUCCUAAAGCCGGUGGUUUGACGUUCAAUGGCGGUUCUUGGUCUAAUAUUACCAGUUUACAAAUGGCACGUAGUUUGUUGUUUCCUGAAACCAAAUUGAAUGGUAAUUUUGGUAAGAGAUUUGCCAUUUAUACCAGCGUCCACGCACAUUAUAGUAUUGAGAAGGCCGCUAUUCUUCUCGGACUUGGUGCAAAUGCUGUGUUUAAAAUUCCAGUUGAUUCCAGGGGAAGAAUGUGUGUGGAUUCGUUGCAGGAGACUAUAGAGAAGUCCAUUAUGAGUGGAUUUACACCUCUUUAUGUGAGUGCUACCGCUGGAACCACCGUGUUCGGAUCGUUUGAUCCAUUUGAGGAGAUCGCCAAAGUUGCCAAAAAGUACCAUAUUUGGUUUCAUAUCGAUGGAUCCUGGGGAGGCAAUGCCAUCUUCAGUACCACUAGAAAACAGCUAUUGAAGGGGUCAGAACUUGCAGACUCAAUCACUUCCAAUCCUCAUAAAAUGCUUGGUGUUCCUACGACGUGCUCGUUUUUGCUAGUACCAAACAACAGAGUGUUCACUCAAGCCAACUCAUUACUUGCACCAUAUCUUUUCCAUAAUGUGGUAGACGAAAACGAGAAUUAUGACUUGGCUAAGGGUACUAUGGGUUGUGGACGACGUGCAGAUGCCGUCAAGUUCUAUUUUGGAUGGCUUUGGUAUGGUACCAAGGGCUAUACCGAAAGAGUGGAUCAUGCCUACGAUAUUGCCGAGUACUUUGCCGAUCGGAUAUCUGGGAUGCCAGGAUUUAAGAAUGUUUCUGAUAACCCUCCUCCAUGUCUUCAAGUAUGCUUCUACUACAAUCCUACUCCGGACAUGAAGUGUUCAGGAUCCGAAAUGACAAAGAUUACCAGAUAUAUCGCACAUAGCUUGCACUCUUCUGGAGAAUUCCUCAUCGAUUUUGCCCCUAAUCCUAACGAUUCUGUAUCCGGAGAGGAUCAUGGAGAAUUCUUUAGGGCAGUGUUCAAUUCACCGAUGAUAACAAGUGAUACUGUGGAUGAACUCAUCCGGAAGAUUGUCGAAUUUGGCGAGCAGUGUUCGUAA
Messenger RNA from Brettanomyces nanus, 1545 nucleotides. RefSeq lists its product as uncharacterized. Gene Ontology annotation, biological process: carboxylic acid metabolic process. The coding region runs from base 1 to 1545 and encodes 514 amino acids. The record is from RefSeq and is a predicted model, not a curated record. Gene Ontology annotation, molecular function: carboxy-lyase activity; pyridoxal phosphate binding. The transcript has a single exon. Gene Ontology annotation, cellular component: cytoplasm. NCBI's taxonomy places the organism in Eukaryota, Fungi, Ascomycota, Pichiomycetes, Pichiales, Pichiaceae.